Molecule: messenger RNA, 456 nt
Organism: Emiliania huxleyi CCMP1516
Lineage: Eukaryota; Haptophyta; Isochrysidales; Noelaerhabdaceae
Exons: 2
Biological process (GO): actin filament depolymerization
Cellular component (GO): cytoplasm; actin cytoskeleton
Molecular function (GO): actin filament binding
Source: RefSeq, a predicted model, not a curated record
UCGUCAGGCGUGCAAGUGAAUGACGACUGCAAAACGGCGUUUGAGGAUAUGAAGAUCCGCUCGAAGUACCCGUACAUCAUCUUCAAGAUCAGUGACGACAAAAAGUCCAUCGAGAUCGAAAAAAAGGGUGACUCUUUUGACGACUUCACAAAAAACUUCCCAGACAAUGAUUGCCGCUACGCGGUCCUCGACGUCGAGAUCAAAACCAAAUCGGGUGCCACUGCCAACAAGCUCGUCUUUGUUUCGUGGAGCGACGACAAUGCGAGCAUCAAGCCCAAGAUGCUCUACGCGUCCUCCAAGGACGCGCUCAAGAAAGAACUGACGGGCAUCUACGCGGAGUACCAAGCCACCGACAGGAGCGAGCUCGACCUGGAUGAGAUAAAGAAGAAGGCGGGAGGUGUUCGCCUCGUCAGCGAGCCAAACGCACGGCCGAUGCUCCAGGCUCGCGCUAGUUAA